Messenger RNA from Lycium barbarum (goji berry), 390 nucleotides. RefSeq lists its product as uncharacterized. The record is from RefSeq and is a predicted model, not a curated record. NCBI's taxonomy places the organism in Eukaryota, Viridiplantae, Streptophyta, Magnoliopsida, Solanales, Solanaceae. The transcript has a single exon. Bases 1 to 390 code for a protein of 129 amino acids.
AUGUCCCUUAUGGCCACAGUUGAAUCCGACGUGGAAUUCUUGAAGAUUAAUACUCCGGCGAUGUCCGGUGGUAGAAGACGGCAGCUCUGGCAGCCACCUAGGGUGGUAGACACUGUGUCAUGCCGGCAACUCUACUUAAGGAGUGCUUAUACGUUUUCAAGAAAAGAAACUGUUCCUCAAAAAACCAAGAAAUGUUUUGGAAGAGUUAAAGAAAGAGUGGCUAAUGGUGGCAAAAAGAAGCGUAAGUCUAGUCGGCGACGGCGGCGCGUGAGGAGGUUUACGGCGGUGAAGAGAGUGAAGAAAAUAUGUUGUGCGGCGUUGAGUGGUGUUUUUCGAAGGUUGUUAUCAUGCACUACUACUGUUGAUGUUGUGGAUCAUAGUAAAAGUUAA